AUGACGAAGGAAGCAGCGCGCAGCCGGACGCUGGCCGAGCACUGGGCCUCGAUCAAGUGGCCGAUGGUGGGCUUCCAGGGCGCCUGCCAUGUGCUCGCGGCCAUCGGCCUCUUCUACGUGCCAACGUGCCAAUGGAAGACGUGGCUCUUCGCGGCCGUGCUCGCCGAGUUCUCGAUCCUCGGCGUCACCGCAGGCGUCCACCGCCUCUGGACGCACAAGAGCUACCAGGCCCACUGGACCGUGCGCCUCUUCCUUAUGCUCUGCUUUAGCGUCUCCAACCAAGGCGCAAUCGUCGAAUGGGUCCGCGACCACCGCAUUCACCACAAGUACUCGGAGACCGACGCCGACCCGCACACGGCCAGCCGCGGCCUCUUCUUCGCCCAUAUUGGCUGGUUGCUCACGAAGGAGCACCCCAAGUUUACGGAAGCCUGCAAGACGACGUCGUGCGACGAUCUCCUCGACGACUGGGUCGUGCAGUUGCAGCUCGCGGGCUCGCCGUACUCGGACCUCGUCUGCAGCUUUAUCUUUCCGACGCUCGUGGCCUACUAUGGCUGGAACGAAGACGUAUUGCAUGCACUGCUCGUCGCGGGCUUUGUGCGGUACGUCUUCAUCUUGCACUGCACGUGCCUCGUCAACAGCGUCGCCCACUUCUACGGCUCGACGCCAUACGACCCCAACAUCCACCCGACCGAGAACCGGUGGGUCGCGCUCCUCACGGUGGGCGAAGGCUGGCACAACUGGCACCACACGUUCCCGUACGACUACGCCUGCAGCGAGCUCGGCGCGAAAGGCCAGUACAACCCCUCCAAGAUGUUCAUUGACGCGUGCGCCUCGAUCGGGCUCGUCUCGGGCCGGAAGCGCGCGCUCCAUGCAUGGCAGACCAAGCAGCACAAGCUCUACGCCCAGCACGAAGCCAAGCAGUUUUAG
Molecule: messenger RNA, 927 nt
Organism: Saprolegnia diclina VS20
Lineage: Eukaryota; Oomycota; Saprolegniomycetes; Saprolegniales; Saprolegniaceae
Exons: 1
Coding region: 1-927 (308 amino acids)
Biological process (GO): lipid metabolic process
Molecular function (GO): oxidoreductase activity, acting on paired donors, with oxidation of a pair of donors resulting in the reduction of molecular oxygen to two molecules of water
Source: RefSeq, a predicted model, not a curated record